UGUUCAGCCCUCUCUGCUCUGCGGGGGGGUUACAGCCAUACACCGCGAUACACGGACAAAUAUCCUCCCGUUCAGCCCUACCAGCCGCUCCGCUCCGGCAGCGUUAGUGUUUAUGUAACUGCGUGUUGAACUCGGCUAACGGCGUUAGCUGCAGCUGCGACACGAUCUCUCCACCUCCAUGAAUAUUACAUCGAGUAUUGGCGUUGAUUAUUGGGCGUUUUCUGACUUAAACGUGAUAUAUCCGUCAGUCUGGAGAUAUAUUGAUGUGUAGUUCCCGAACCUCGAGGACGACCCAGACCAGACUGCUCCGAGCCCUGCAAGCCCCCGCCGUCUGGACGCUUUCUGAGUGUUUACCUGCACCUUUUUACCCAUCCAGAGACCCUGCUGCAAUCGAUACUCCUCCGCUAACGACCACCGUUCACUGCGGCAGUUAGACGAUCAGCGUUGUUUAUGUCUUUGUUUUGCGAAAACGAGCUGUUGCGCAGCCGUUGGAACCUGUGUGGUGGAAAUCUAGCCUUCAAACAAGGAGCUUGCAGCCACAGCGGCACAGCGUUUUUCAUGUCAGAGACCGAGCGCGCUUGCAGUUGUUUAUGUCAUCCCCUCUUUUCCAGACAGAAGAUCCCGAAAAAUCCCCAACCAAGAUCUUUUUAUCUUACUGAUAGUACCAACAUCCAGCCAAAAUGUCUGUCAACGUCAACCGCAGCGUGUCAGACCAGUUCUACCGCUACAAGAUGCCCCGUCUGAUUGCCAAGGUGGAAGGCAAAGGGAAUGGAAUCAAGACGGUCAUUGUCAACAUGGUUGAUGUUGCUAAGGCGUUGAACAGGCCUCCGACAUACCCAACCAAGUUUUUUGGUUGUGAACUUGGCGCUCAAACCCAGUUUGAUACCAAAAACGAUCGUUACAUCGUCAACGGAUCCCACGAGGCGAACAAGUUGCAGGAUAUGCUUGAUGGGUUCAUCAGAAAAUUUGUGCUGUGUGCUGAGUGUGAAAACCCUGAAACUGACCUGCAUGUCAAUCCCAAGAAACAAACCAUUGGAACUUCCUGCAAGGCCUGUGGAUACCGUGGCAUGCUAGACACCAGACACAAACUCUGCACGUUCAUCCUCAAAAAUCCACCUGAGAGCAGUGAUAGUGGAUCGGCAUCUGUAAAGAAAGAGAAGGAGAAGAAGAACCGCAAGAAGGACAAGGAGAAUGGCUCUGGGAGCGGAGAGGCUGGAAACGACGGAGGCAUUGAUGCUCCUCAAGCUGUGGAUGGAGAUGACGAUGAUGAAGACUGGGCAGAGGAAACUACAGAGGAAGCACAGAGGCGGCGCAUGGAGGAGAUCAGCGACCACGCCAAGAACCUGACGCUUAGCGAGGACUUGGAGAAAUCCCUGGAGGAGAGAGUCAACCUGUUCUACAGCUUUGUAAAACAAAAGAAGGAGAGUGGAACCAUCGAUGGAGCUGAUAAGGAGAUCUUGGCAGAGGCCGAGCGUCUGGAUGUGAAGGCCAUGGGGCCCCUCAUCCUCAGCGAGCUGCUCUUCAACGAGAACAUCCGAGACCAGGUCAAGAAGUACAAACGCCACUUCCUGCGGUUCUGCCACAACAACAAAAAGGCCCAGAAGUAUCUGUUGGGAGGCUUUGAGUGUGUGGUGAAGCUGCAUCAGGUGCAGCUGCUGCCGCGCGUGGCCAUCAUCCUCAAGGACCUUUACGAUGCCGACCUGGUGGAGGAGGACGUCAUCUUUGCCUGGGCGGAGAAGGUUUCUAAGAAGUACGUCUCCAAGGAACUUGCCAAAGAGAUCCAUGCCAAGGCUGCUCCUUUUGUUAAAUGGCUAAAGGAGGCCGAAGAGGAGAGUGAGGGGAGCGAGGAAGAGGAGGAAGAUGAUGAAAAUGUUGAGGUGGUGUACUCUUCCUCGGCCCGGGAACUCAAAGUGGAGACUGUGAAACCAGACACACCCGAGAAAGAAGAGGACGACAUUGACAUUGACGCGAUCUGAGACUGAUGCUUUUGUUUUGAGGCUUUGACUCUGUAUGACCUAAAUGGCUGGCCUUUUCCCUUCCUCAUCCCAUCACUCUGCAAAUCCUGCUCUGCUUUAUGGCAUGACUUAAUAUAGCGCUUUACUUGCUACACAGUAAUUCUGUAAUUUGAGAUUUAUUUAGUUGGCUAAAUGAAGUCGCUUUGGGGAUUUUAAUCAUUGGUGUUUUUGGGAUCAUUUUGACUGCACUUUUGUUUUUUCUUUUCAUUUGUUGGGGGUUCCCUGUAUUUUUCCGGUCAAUAAAGAAUGUUUUGCUAUCCACCUGA
Cololabis saira (Pacific saury) is the source of this 2281-nucleotide messenger RNA. It is a transcript of the gene eif5, whose product is annotated as eukaryotic translation initiation factor 5. Gene Ontology annotation, biological process: formation of translation preinitiation complex; translational initiation; formation of cytoplasmic translation initiation complex. Bases 681 to 1976 code for a protein of 431 amino acids. Gene Ontology annotation, cellular component: cytosol. Gene Ontology annotation, molecular function: GDP-dissociation inhibitor activity; eukaryotic initiation factor eIF2 binding; translation initiation factor activity. The record is from RefSeq and is a predicted model, not a curated record. NCBI's taxonomy places the organism in Eukaryota, Metazoa, Chordata, Actinopteri, Beloniformes, Belonidae. The transcript is spliced from 12 exons.